GAGACAGAGAACAGGGAGAGAGAAUAGAUCAGAGAAAGAAUAGAAUAGAGGACCAGCUGUGUGGACCUUCAUAUGGAGUCUUCAACAGAGGGAGGAGGAGGAGGAGGAGGAGGGCUGAGGGAGCUGGUUCUAAAGUGGUUUACAGAGACCCAGGCCCCUCUCAUUCUCCUCCAUAAAGGAAACUUUCCCGAUUGGUUCCAAGGCUUCACCACCAGGAAGGAAGCAGAGGAUCAGCUGAGAGACAAGCCUCUGGGAUGUUUUCUCAUCAGACUCAGUGACAAAGCCGUAGGAUACAUCCUCUCAUACAAAGGACAAGAUCGCUGCCGCCAUUUUGUGAUCAACCAGGACCAAGCUGGACUGUUCGCUAUCUCCGGGGACGACCAGCCUCACCACAGCCUCACGGAACUGAUAGAGCACUACAGAGUCCAUCCCAUCCAGCCCUUUGGAGAGUCCCUCACCUCUAUGUACUGUUGUCAGGUAGGAGAACCAAUAACAUGACAGAGUCCCUCACCUCUACGU
Oncorhynchus mykiss (rainbow trout) is the source of this 519-nucleotide messenger RNA. Lineage: Eukaryota; Metazoa; Chordata; Actinopteri; Salmoniformes; Salmonidae. The record is from RefSeq and is a predicted model, not a curated record.